AUGGCCCUCAUUGCCAUUGUAGCCCUUCUAGUUAUCCUUUACCUCACCAUCCUCAUCAUCUACAACCUCUACCUCCAUCCUCUCUCCAUCUACCCCGGCCCUCUGCACUGGCGUGCUUUUCGCUUCCCUUUCAUCCACGCCAAUAUCAGUGGCCACCUGCCCCAUCGCAUCCGGGAUCUUCAUAUCCAAUACGGUGACAUCGUCCGCGUCGCCCCCGACGAAAUAUCUUUCCUCGACCCCCGAGCCUGGCGCGACAUCUACACAGACCGCGAAUUUGUCCGUCCCCACCAAUACAAGGACCAACCUCCCGGCAAGACUGCCGCGAACUUGAUAGCAUGCUCGGAGGAAGAGCAUGCCCGUCUUCGCAAGAACCUCGCACCGGGGUUCUCCGAGAAAUUUACCGCCUUGCAGGAGCCGAUUGUUCAGAAGUAUAUUGACACGCUAUUCGACAAGCUCGAUGCGAAGAUUUCUACUAGGGAAGGCGAAAAGAAAAGUGCUGACGUGGACCUGGUAGAAUGGAUCAAUUACCUCGCUUUAUCAAGUCCUAUUCAAUAUAAGUAG
Molecule: messenger RNA, 561 nt
Organism: Aspergillus eucalypticola CBS 122712
Lineage: Eukaryota; Fungi; Ascomycota; Eurotiomycetes; Eurotiales; Aspergillaceae
Product: cytochrome P450
Exons: 2
Coding region: 1-561 (186 amino acids)
Molecular function (GO): monooxygenase activity; iron ion binding; heme binding
Source: RefSeq, a predicted model, not a curated record